Nilaparvata lugens (brown planthopper) is the source of this 2520-nucleotide messenger RNA. RefSeq lists its product as uncharacterized. The record is from RefSeq and is a predicted model, not a curated record. The transcript has 3 exons. Bases 154 to 1878 code for a protein of 574 amino acids. NCBI's taxonomy places the organism in Eukaryota, Metazoa, Arthropoda, Insecta, Hemiptera, Delphacidae.
CAUCCCCUACCUUCAAACAUAGAAAUGUUAUAUAGCUUUCUUCUCCCUCUUGUCCUUCAUUUGUAGUUUAGGAUUCACAGAAUUCUAGUGAGUGAGCUGAUUCAUAGUUUUAAAGUGAGCUAUUGCAAAUACGGAUUCAUAAAGUGCAACAAAAUGAUGCUUCGGUGUGGAGCUAAAGCCUUCACUUUGAUGCUGCUCGUUUCUGUUAUAAGUGCACAUGACAUUGGCUUACCCAGAAGAUGGCUUCGAAACCGUGAAUCACGUUUUUUCAAUCCAGUGAGAGCAGUGCGUGAUUGGUUCCAUGGUCCAAGCCCUAGUGCAGCGGAUCCUCUAGCCAACCUAGGAAAGUACCCAGUAUGGAAGGUGCACAAGUACAAUGGAAUAUCAAUAAAACCAGUUCAUGUGAUCGAUGUAGCUGCUCUACCUCAGAGGAACAGUAAUCCUCCAGCUGUAGUCAAUGUUCCCCAGCCUCUAGCGCCUCCCUCAAACACAUACGACCCACCAAGGAACGAGUAUAGUCCGCCUGUGAACGAAUAUGGACCACCUAUCAACGAAUUUGGACCCUCCUCUUCUGGACAGGUCUCUUUUGAUAAAGACCAGCAAAAUGGAGGUGACGGCCAAGACAGUGCAGCUGCACUAUCAGCCCUUGAUAAUCUUGGCUCUCUUGUGAAUCUUCUUCCAGGCUCAGAAGGUGGAUCAUCAGGAGGCCUUGACUUGUCCAAGUUAGCUGGAAUAGCCAGUCAACUGCCACCAGAAGCCGUUGAGAAGCUUCAAUCAAUCCUUGGCAUCUAUAAUGCCAGAACCAAUCAGGAAAGAGUGAAUUCCCUCCUUGGGGCUGCUGUAGCAAAGACAAAACUCACUGCUGGUGCACUCCACUCUCUAUCAGGCUUCGUUCAGGGUCUGAUAGGAGGAGCUGGUGGCUCCAAAGAUAUAGCCAUAGAGAGUGCCACUUACAAUACUGUACCAAAAGGAUACCCUGGUAAAAUUGGUGUUUUAAACAAUCUACCUAUUGUUGGUGGACCUAGCUCUGGAAUUCCUCUUCCAGAUCUACCACCACCUCCUACUCUCCCAGAUAUCCCAAUUUUGGAAAAAUUCAACAGUGAAAUCAAGGUUCCUUCAUUCCCUCAUAUUUAUCUUCCAACCAAAUUCGCUCUCGUUAACAAACCUGGAAAGGGAUAUGUGAGUUUCCAAGUGCCACCGGCAUACUCCAGCUACUCUCCUCCUGAACCGGCAAAAACUUAUGAAGCACCAAGGGACAAUGCGUUUGUACAAAGUACACCAAGUCCACAGCCACCUGCAAGCUUUAACCAACCUCAACAGUCAUAUGCUCCACCAGUUGAUUCGUAUGGUGUUCCUCUACAAGCUUCUUAUUCAGUUCCUGCCCAGGACAGCAGUUUCCAGGCUUCAAACGACUUCUACACACACUCAGAGCCAUCAGCAUACCAGCCAGACUCAUACAACCAGGACGAAUUCUACCCAUUCCAACCCGGUCAUAACGAUAUCCAGGCUGCUCCAUCCAACAAGCAUGAGACAGUUGCCUUCCCACAGGAACAGAGCGCUAGCUACUCUCAAGUUGCCAUGCAGAGAGGGUCUCAACCAGCAAAUAGCAUUCUCUCUCAACAACCCAGCUCCGAGCUCGCUAUGUACCUGGACCCAAGUCACCCUGCUUCUACACAGAAUCUGUCACAAGAAAAGUUCGCUGAGCUUCAAAAGCAGAGGUCACAGCAACAAGAACAGGAUCAAUCACAAACAAUUGGCGGUGAGUUGCAGAGUGCAAGUGACGUGCAACCAUCAGUUGUGAGAGCCGAAAACACAGAAAAUAGUCAACUUUCAAAGCUGAGCCAACAUCGAUUUCAGCCUAAGAAUCCUAGAACGUGAUUGAAAAUAUGAUAGGAUAAUUUCUCCAAAUCAAGAAAUGCAAUUAAGCCAGCGUUUCUUCAAAGUGUACGUCUCAUUAUGAGACAAGAGUGGUAUUUUAUGUCAAUUUGCUUAAUGACAUUAAUCUUUAACAUUAUUGUUAUUUAUAUUAUAUCAUGCUAAUUUAUUGAUUUUAUACUUUUAGAGUCCCCAGUGAAUGUGGAUAAGUAGUGUUACUAUAGUCAAAGCGUUUGUGGGAUUGCGAUUCUCCAAGUAUGACUUCUUAAGAAUUUUUAAAUGGGAAAUAUUGUUGAUAAAUAUUUGUAUGAUAAAUUCUCAAAUAAGUGUAUAAUUUUGUCAUUCGGCCUGGAGUUUUAGUGAUUCAUUCUUUAGGAAAUCCUUAUCUCAUCCGGUUCUCCAAUUAGUCGGUUUGUAAAAUUGUCAUUUUUAUCUUAUCUUUACCUUAAAAUUAAACAUGAAUUUAUAUUGGUAAUAUUCGAUCAUUCUUAUGAGUGUGCUCCUUCAUGGGAUUUCAACUCAAUAAUUGAAAAAAAAACAUCAAGCGAUAUUACCUGUAAUAAGUAGAGUGAAUAAAUUCUGUCAUAAGUGAUAAGUGAUGUAUCGAAUGAUAUUUCACACCAACAAUAAUAUGGAUUAAUGAUA